This is a messenger RNA of Lolium rigidum, 1019 nucleotides long. Its product is annotated as protein TIC 21, chloroplastic-like. The record is from RefSeq and is a predicted model, not a curated record. The transcript is spliced from 4 exons. The coding region runs from base 16 to 834 and encodes 272 amino acids. Lineage: Eukaryota; Viridiplantae; Streptophyta; Magnoliopsida; Poales; Poaceae.
AUCGCAAUCACCAAAAUGCAGGCGCUCCUACUCCCAUCGCGGCUGCCGCUGCCGCCGCCGCUGCUCCGGCGAGGGGCGCUUUCAGCGGCCGCAUCCCUCUUCAGCCCUCCUCUCCACGGCGCUACCCUCCCUACUGUGCGCCUCUGCUGCGGGGGCGGCGAAGGCGCUCUGCGGCGCCUCACUGUGGCGGCGGCGUCGUCCUCGUCGGGCCCUCUCUACCCGACGCCUCCUCCUACAGAACAGACAAUUGAGCGUGCCAAGCUCGAGCAGGUUAUCAAGAGACUAGAGAAAACAGCAAGAUAUUUCAAGAAUCUGGGUUCCUUAGGGUUCUGGUCCCAGUUGGUGUGCACAUUUGUGUCAGCUGGAAUUUUGUCAUUCUCUACGGUUGUUACUGGGAAGGUGACAUCACCCUUUACAUUCUAUGCAACUGCUGCUGGUAUUGUCGCGGCCUUUAUUUCAGUCUUCUGGUCGUUUGGUUACAUCCGUCUUUCUGAAAGACUUCGGAAAACAGCAAGUGCGCCCGCAAAGGCUCCUCCACGUGCUGAUGUGAUUAAAAGUCUGAAAAAUGGCAUUGUGCUCAACAUUCUUGGGAUGGGCGCCGCUGUUCUUGGCAUGCAGGCAACUGUUGGUGGUUUGGUAGCCAAAGCUCUUACGACCUCUGCAGUCCCCAAUUUUCAGGCAACUUCCUCUGGCCAAAGUCCUGUUCUGGCCCUGGAUGUGUUCCUAGUUCAGGCUUCAGCGAACAUCAUCCUGUCGCAUUUCCUUGGGCUGGCGAGCUCCCUGGAGCUGCUCCGUUCCGUGUCAAUCCCUCCGACCGAAGCUGCUCCAGCAUGAGCCAAGAGCGGCUGGCUGCUGUAUUUCCUUUUUUCACUGACUGUGCAUAGGAAUAGCUUGGCGCGUGUGACUGUAUGUUUCAGCUGACAUGUUAAAUCAGCAAUUCGGGCUGGUAGUUUCGCGCUUUUGGAUUCAGAGCGUGAUUCGGGUGAGCAGCAGCUCUGCUUAAAGACCCUUCAUGAGUU